Messenger RNA from Capra hircus (goat), 1832 nucleotides. RefSeq names its product inositol polyphosphate-1-phosphatase (gene INPP1). NCBI's taxonomy places the organism in Eukaryota, Metazoa, Chordata, Mammalia, Artiodactyla, Bovidae. The record is from RefSeq and is a predicted model, not a curated record. Gene Ontology annotation, molecular function: inositol-1,4-bisphosphate 1-phosphatase activity. Gene Ontology annotation, biological process: phosphatidylinositol phosphate biosynthetic process.
GGGGGCGGCGGCUUGACGGAUGCUGCGGUCUGCGAUCCCGGGCCGAGCGAGGCCGCGCGCCGCCCGGCUGCGCCCCGCUUUCGGACGACCCCCGCCGCGCUCCCCGGCCCUCGCCCUGGAGUCGCGCCGGCGGCCCUACGCCCGGCGCCCCUCGCUAGCCUCGCGCGCCGGGCCACCUCCUCCUCCGCGUUUUCCGCCUCCUCCUCCCCCGCCUCUUCCGUUUCUGGAGGGAAAGGCUGCAGCCUCCUUCUGGCUCCGCAUCCCGGCUUAGGUAAUACGUUUUCCUCUUUACGCGCCCCUCGCCCCGGCGCCACAACCUCCCUUCCUGCUCGGGUCUGGGUCCCCCCGCGGGGCGAACAGCACGCACCCAUCGCCUCUCCGCACGGUGGCUGACAGCUCAGCGGGUGGGUGCCUGUUCCACCAGCUGCUGCAACCAAACAGCCCGGUGCAGAAAUGUCAGAUAUCCUCCAAGAGCUGCUCCGAGUCUCUGAGAAAGCUGCCAACAUUGCCCGGGCGUGCAGGCAGCAGGAAGCCCUCUUCCAGCUGCUGAUAGAAGAAAAGAAAGAGGGAGAAAAGAACAAGAAGUUUGCAGUUGAUUUCAAGACCCUGGCUGAUGUACUGGUACAGGAAGUUAUCAAAGAGAAUAUGGAGAACAAGUUUCCAGGCUUGGGAAAAAAGAUUUUUGGAGAAGAAUCCAAUGAAUUUACUAAUGAUUUGGGGGAAAAGAUCAUCAUGAGACUGGGUCCAACAGAAGAAGAAACAGUAGCUCUUCUCAGCAAAGUCCUCAAUGGUAACGAACUGGCAUCUGAGGCCUUAGCCAAGGUUGUGCACCAGGACGUUUUCUUCAGUGACCCAGCUCUGGAUUCAGUAGAGAUCAACAUUCCGCAGGACAUCUUGGGAAUCUGGGUGGAUCCUAUAGAUUCAACGUAUCAGUAUAUAAAAGGUUCCGCCGACAUUACCCCCAACCAAGGAAUCUUCCCCAGUGGACUUCAGUGCGUCACUAUUUUAAUUGGUGUCUAUGACUUACAGACAGGGGUGCCUCUCAUGGGAGUCAUCACACCUUUUGUGUCACAAGACCUACACACCCUCAGGUGGAAAGGACAGUGCUACUGGGGCCUUUCUUACUUGGGGACCAAUAUCCAUUCCCUUCUGCCUCCCAUCUCUGCAAGAAACAACAGUGAAACGCAGAGCCACGUGACCCAAAACCCCAGUUCUGAAGGCUCCCACCCGUUCUCAGCUGUCAUUAGUACCAGUGAAAAGGAGACCAUCAAGGGCGCAUUGUCACGUGUGUGUGGAGAGCGCAUCUUCCCGGCAGCUGGGGCUGGUUACAAGAGCCUCUGUGUGGUCCUCGGCCUCGUCGACAUUUACAUCUUCUCAGAAGACACCACGUUCAAGUGGGACUCAUGUGCUGCCCACGCCAUCCUCAGGGCCAUGGGUGGGGGGAUGGUGGACCUAAAAGAAUGCCUGGAAAGACACCCUGACUCGGGGCUUGGCUUGCCACAGUUGGUAUAUCACAUGGGAAACGAAGGCGCUGCUGGAGUUGAUCAGUGGGCCAACAAGGGAGGACUCAUCGCGUACAGAUCAGAGAAGCAGCUGGAGACGUUCCUGAGCUGCCUCCUCCAGCACCUGGCCCCUGUGGCUACACAUACGUAGAUGAGCUCCGUCCUCAUGGGCUCCACAGCCCAACUGUGAACCUAGUUUCCACAUCUCUUGUCUUUUGAAGACAGCUUUGUCCUACUGACAGUCAACAUUCACCUUCCUCUUUGGGGGAGCAUUUUUCCAUUAUGUGUUCAUAAUGCUAAUAAAUGAAUGAUAUUCAUGCAGCAGUUAAA